AGCCAGAUUGGAGUUUUGUUUUGGAACCUCACAUCUCUCCCGAAUUCUCCAUGCAGUAAUGGCAGCACAAGUGGCUUGAAAACCAAAGACAUUUUUCGACUAGUUCUGCUCCGCAGGUUAGCUCUUCGACCCAGCAGCCAGCUAAUAUAUUGAAUAUCGGCAAGAUUCUUUUAGACCACCAUCGAAGGCUAUAAUGAUCCUCGAAUGGCAUUUUCGAAAUGAUCACUGAUAGGUAGGGUUUUAAGUUUCACCCGGCAUCUUAAUUUGGUCUUUGGCUUUCUUUUGCGUACGUUUAUACAAUAAAUUCGCGUCAACCUCAAGUGAAGGAAAAUUAGGGUACUUCGCGAAAACCUCGGGCAAUUACACAGGCAGCGUUGUGGUUUCCCGCUAAAAUCCAAUUCAGGAGACGAUCUUUAUUUCAACAUGAAGGCACUUAUUCUCGUUGGAGGUUUUGGAACACGGUUGAGGCCACUGACACUUAGCGUUCCAAAGCCACUGGUUGAGUUUGCUAACAAACCCAUGAUUUUGCAUCAGAUUGAAGCUCUCAAGGCUAUUGGAGUGACUGAAGUGGUUUUGGCCGUCAAUUAUCAACCAGAGGUGAUGCUAAACUUCUUGACGGACUUCGAGGCAAAACUGGGAAUCAAGAUUACCUGUUCGCAAGAGACUGAACCAUUAGGCACUGCAGGUCCCUUGGCUCUGGCCAGGGACAAGCUGGUUGAUGACUCUAGGGAACCAUUCUUCGUCCUCAAUAGUGAUGUUAUUAGUGAGUACCCACUCAAAGAAAUGAUUGAAUUCCACAAAGCUCAUGGAGGCGAGGCUUCAAUUAUGGUAACCAAGGUGGAAGAACCAUCAAAAUAUGGUGUUGUGGUAAUGGAAGAGACGACAGGCAAGGUUGAGAGGUUUCAAGAGAAGCCGAAAAUCUUUGUUGGUAACAAGAUUAAUGCUGGAAUUUACCUGUUGAACCCAUCGGUUCUUGAUAUGAUCCAGUUGAGGCCAACCUCUAUUGAGAAAGAAGUGUUUCCAAAAAUCGCAGCAGAGCAGAAUCUUUACGCAAUGGUUUUACCAGGCUUCUGGAUGGAUAUUGGGCAACCAAGAGAUUACAUAAAAGGCCUAUCGCUAUAUUUGGACUCUAUCCGCAACAAAUCUCCAUCCAAGUUAGCGUCAGGAUCCCAUAUAGUUGGAAAUGUUUUAAUCGAUGAAAGUGCUAUCAUUAAGGAUGGCUGUUUGAUAGGACCCGAUGUGGCGAUAGGACCAGGAUGUAUAGUGGAGUCAGGGGUGAGACUUUCUCGCUGUACCUUAAUGACAGAAGCCCGUGUUAAAAUGCACUCAUGUAUCUCAAGUAGCAUCAUUGGCUGGCACUCCACUGUUGGGCAGUGGGCUCGGGUUGAGAACAUGACCAUACUUGGAGAGGAUGUUCAUGUCUGUGAUGAAAUCUACAGCAAUGGAGGAGUUGUCCUGCCUCACAAAGAAAUCAAGUGUAGCAUAUUGCAUCCAGAAAUCGUUAUGUGAUGUUUAACCAGAGAUAUCAGACAACUUUGUUCGGGUUGUUAGAUUGUCCAGAGUCCUUCCCCGUCUUAUCGUGUGAGUUGUUACUUAUUAGUCUAUGUCUUAGUCUAUGUCUGAGCUAUGUCAUUUUUCCUUUUCUUUGUUUCUUUCUUCUAAAAAUAAAUCUUUUUAGUGUUUAAAUUCAAAACUCCGCCGUAUGGUAAGGUUCAGUUUUUAACUUUUUACGAAGUUGUUUUCCGGCCUGAAGUGUAAUUUAUGUUGUAUAGUUAUAAAAUAAUCCAGUGAAUGAUUUCCGCUUCUUCU
Messenger RNA from Papaver somniferum (opium poppy), 1809 nucleotides. RefSeq names its product mannose-1-phosphate guanylyltransferase 1-like. Lineage: Eukaryota; Viridiplantae; Streptophyta; Magnoliopsida; Ranunculales; Papaveraceae. Gene Ontology annotation, molecular function: mannose-1-phosphate guanylyltransferase (GTP) activity; GTP binding. The coding region runs from base 424 to 1509 and encodes 361 amino acids. Gene Ontology annotation, biological process: GDP-mannose biosynthetic process; cell wall mannoprotein biosynthetic process. Gene Ontology annotation, cellular component: cytoplasm. The record is from RefSeq and is a predicted model, not a curated record. The transcript has 5 exons.